Ogataea polymorpha is the source of this 1143-nucleotide messenger RNA. RefSeq lists its product as uncharacterized. Gene Ontology annotation, molecular function: molybdenum ion binding; pyridoxal phosphate binding; catalytic activity. The record is from RefSeq and is a predicted model, not a curated record. Bases 1 to 1143 code for a protein of 380 amino acids. The transcript has a single exon. Lineage: Eukaryota; Fungi; Ascomycota; Pichiomycetes; Pichiales; Pichiaceae.
AUGUUUUUCCUCUAUGCAAUUCCCCUCUAUUUCGUUUGUGCCGUGGCAGCGCUGAACACUCUCACGUGGCUCCUGAAGGCGCUUUCGCUCCACGAGACUAAACACCAGCACGGACUCGGCCUCAACCUCGCCCCCGUGAGAUACCUCAUCAACACCACCUACAAAGUCAAUUCGUGGAUCCCGUUUCUGGACAAGCCCGAGACGUUUGUCAAGGAGAUCCGCGUGCAUCCAAUCAAAUCUUUCCCCGCGCUGAGUGUCCAGACAUGGAAAGUCACCGAACACGGGCUUGACUGCGACAGAAUGUACAUGCUAGGCAAAUUCGAUAAUGUGCAGCAAAAAUGGGUCAUGGUAUCGCUGAGACAGUACGCAUCGCUGAGCAAGGUCGAGCUUCGUCUGGAAGACGACCAUUUCGUCGUUGGCUAUAAAAACAAGGACUACUUCAGCGUGCCCAAAACCGUCUCCAAUGACUACCUGGAGAAGAUGUCGGGGAGCCCCCAGCAGGCAGAGCUGUGGAAAGUCGACUUCGAGGUGGUGACACUCGAAAAGCUCGACAUCCAGCCGUUUCUUGCCGCCGUUGGGCUGCCAGAACACUACAAGCUGCUGUACGCUCCGUUUGGGAAACUGGUCGUCACCAACUCGCCGAAACACCUCACCGCACUGCCCAACUACACGCCCGGCUCGCACCAAAAGUACCGCGUCACAAAGUUCCAGGACUACUUCCCGAUCUUGCUCAUUUCCGACGCGGACAUCAAAGACCUCAACGCUCGUCUCGCCAAAGAACAUGGGCCAGAAGUGCACACCACCUCGACCAAUUUCCGUCCCAAUAUUGUCAUCGACGGGCCGAAAAAACCGUACGACACGGACGACUGGUACCGCUUUACGAUCAGUGGCAAGGAGUGGCUGGUUGCAUCCAAAUGCCCGCGCUGCUCGAUCCCAAACAUCGACUUCGACACAGGCAAGCAGCGUGCCAAACAGCCGGUCUCGCGCACGCUGGCGUCGUUCCGCCGCGUCGAUGUGGGCGAGCCUAAUCUGACCUAUUUCGGCGUCAACGCGGUGCAGGUCGAACACGGCUACAUGGUAAGCGUCGGCGACCGUGUGAAGCUGCUCGAACGCCGUCUCAACCGGUACGGCGAGUUGGUGUAG